Messenger RNA from Dalotia coriaria, 875 nucleotides. It is a transcript of the gene sowah, whose product is annotated as ankyrin repeat domain family member sosondowah. NCBI's taxonomy places the organism in Eukaryota, Metazoa, Arthropoda, Insecta, Coleoptera, Staphylinidae. The record is from RefSeq and is a predicted model, not a curated record. The annotation marks the transcript as partial. The transcript has 7 exons. Gene Ontology annotation, molecular function: protein binding.
UGCGUGUUUUACAACAAAUACAAUGGAUUCCGACAGUAUACCGUUUUACAUUGGGGCGCAAAGCACGGCAACGCAGACAUCAUAAAACUCUUCGCCGGAACAUAUAGUGCCGAUGUCAACGCCAAGACGAACGGGGGCUAUACGCCGUUGCAUUUGGCGGCGCAUUUUGGCCGCACGGACGUCUACAAACUUCUCAUUGAAGUUUACAAAGCAGAUGAUAGUAUUCGUGAUUACCGCGGCAAGAGGGCAGUUCAAUUGAGAGAAGCCAAUAAUCAAGUGCGGAAUAAAAUUACCGCAAAAACCAAAUCUCGCAAGAAUAAAUACGGAGAUAAAUUUUUGCGUGUGGGUUCCCUCAAUGUGCGCGUGAAGAAAACCACCGAAGCUUUUAGUUCCUUUCUAGGUGUCGGCGGCGGAGGCGGUUCACUGAGCACGAUUGAGCCAAUCUCGGAGAAAGUACACAAAGGAUGGGGUUCCGCCGAUAAUGUGGCGCAGGAAAGCGUAAUGCCGGCCCCCAAAGGCUACAUCACGAAACUGAAACCCAGGCGACCUGCGGAUGCAGUGCGCACUCAUAGCAAUCCUGAAACACCCAAUCAGCCCCCGAAAUUUAUUCAGAGACACCCCAUGCAGGAUUCUGAUUCGGAUUCGGCAGCUGGGUUUGAUUCCUCGUGGCAGAAUUAAUUCAAACUAGGCAAUUAAUUAUGUCCUCUAAUUUAUUUUGUGUUUGUCUAUAUUGCAUUUUGUGUACGUUGCGCUUGUUUUAAAAGGUAUGUUGAUAUUUUUCCUUCGCUGUUAAAUUUUAAUAAUAUCCUCAUUCAAAUAUUACAUUGUUCGAAUUAUUUAAGCCAGCUAUUUCGAAAUAUAUACUAUUAUUAAAA